This is a messenger RNA of Arabidopsis lyrata subsp. lyrata, 2125 nucleotides long. Its product is annotated as putative F-box protein At3g17560. The record is from RefSeq and is a predicted model, not a curated record. NCBI's taxonomy places the organism in Eukaryota, Viridiplantae, Streptophyta, Magnoliopsida, Brassicales, Brassicaceae. Gene Ontology annotation, molecular function: protein binding. Bases 205 to 1356 code for a protein of 383 amino acids. The transcript has a single exon.
GUUUCAGCUUUUGAUAAUAAAUAAUAUUGAAAGAACUUUCUUCUCAAACCAUUCCUUGAUUUCGAUAUAGAGAAAGACACUACUUCACGGACAUUCGAGGUGAGUUAAUUUCUACUUUUACUUGUGUAGAAAGCAAGGGUUACAUUAUUUCAAACCCUAAUUAAUAUCUAACUUACUUUCGUAGCUUUCUCUUCUGUUAGAUUGAUGUCAGAAAUCACAAGAGAAACAACAAUGAUCUUCGAUCUCCCACAAAAUCUGAUAGAGGAGAUAUUUUCAAGGGUUCCGAUGAUAUCUCUGAGACAACUACGGUCUACAUGCAAACGAUUGAACAACCUAUUCAAACAUCGGAGAUUCAUCAAAAAGCAAAUUGCUUAUGCCAAAGCUACAAGGCAGUAUCAUGUUCUUAUGGUGGUAAACUUUAGGGUUUAUGCAAUGUGCUCCUAUAUCCAUGAAAUUAACAAGAACGUUGCUCCCUUGUUUAAACGUGGACUUAACCUAAUCGAUCCUGAUCGUAAAUCAGAAGUCGAUUUAUCUCAAGCCUUUCAUUGUGAUGGUAUAUUGCUAUGCUGCACCAAUGGAAACAUGUUUGUGGUUUGGAACCUGUUUUCAGGGAAAACUAAAUGGAUCGAACCGAAGAAUUAUCUUAAGAUAGAAGAAAAUGUCUAUGCUCUUGGAUACGACAACAAUGAAUUGUGCCAUAGCUACAAAAUCAUGAGGUUUCUGCAUAAAUACCACAAAAGAUUAGAGAUCUAUGAGUUUAGCUCUAAUUCAUGGAGGAAUACUCGUGUCACCAUUCCUAAAGGCUGCUUGAAAUCUCGUGGUGUGUCUUUGAAGGGAAGUGUUUAUUGGUUGUUUAAACUAAGAGAAGUCAAUGAGUACUCUCUACUUAGUUUUGAUUUUUCGACGGAAAGAUUACAACGUUUGUGUGUUCCCUUUCAUCAAGAAGCAGGUUGUUCCAAAGAAGAUUGUUUCAAUGAAGAUUGUGUCCAUGAUACUAUGGCUCUAUCGGUUGUUAGAGAAGAACAUCUUUCGUUGUUAUUUCAGAGCGGAGUGACACAAAAGAUGGAAAUAUGGAUAACCACUGAGAUUGAGACCACAUCUGUGUCAUGGAACAAGUUCUUAACAGUGGAUUUUGAACCUCAUCCCCAUAUGUUUUCGCGUGGCAUGAGUUUUUUCAUUGACGAGGAGAAGAAAGUUGCCGUUUGUUGUGAGAAAGUCCAAGAGAAUAAUAUAUUCAACAAGGUAUACAUUGUUGGAGAAGAUGAAUACAAAGUAUCUCCGGGUUUUGGUUUUCAUGAGUAUAGAGGCAUAUAUAGUUGCCCAACUAUGUUUGGUUAUGUUCCAAGACUACUUUAAAUCUAGCAACAUUAUUUCUUUUGUUAUAGAGUCAAAGACUUUUUUUUAUUGGCUCAAAUUAUGCUUUAAUAUACUCCAAAUUGUUAGCUCUCGUUGAGCAUGUAUAAUCUUUCAAUAGACAGAUUUCACUAGAAAAAUGAACCUGUGAAUACCUUAUGCUGUCUUUUCAAUUAUAGUUUGGCCAUUCCAUUUAUUUUUUCUCAAAAAAGAAUUAAAAAAAUCGUCGGAUUAUCGGUUACACAUUUUAGAAGCAAACGCAAUUCAUGACACUGCAUCCUCUUUGUUAGUGAUGUGCGUGUUUACUGUGUGUGUCCGCGUUUAUCUUUUGUUUUCCUUUGCUUUUCUCCUAAUCUUUGUUAAGGCUUUUUCCCAAAUAUCAGUUAAAGCACAUACACUUCCCACCCCUUUCCUUCUUUUUCUUUCUGAAAUUUAGCAUUCAUAGUCCUCUUUUGACAAAUAGUAUCAUCUUUCUUAAAUUUGAGAUCUCUUUUUAGUCUUUAGACAACAGUUAUUGUAAUGUCUUUUAAUUGAAUGACAUAAGUUAGGCCAAAAUAAUGAGUUCAAACUUCAAAAGCGUUGUUGAAAGUUAAAACCAGUGACUAAAAAUGAAUUGUAAUGGAUCGGCUCCGGAAAACCAUAAUCAUUAAUUUGAUAUUAAAUGACAAAUGUUAAACCAGUUUUGAACUGUAUGAAACUAUCAAUUGUGAAGAUCCAUUUCUUUAUGUGUUUUUAAUGUAGUUUAUCUUUAUACGUUACAAAUAAAAUAUUA